AAAAGAGGUAUUGCUCGAAGAAAUUUUAAAAGAAUUACUUCGAGCAAUACCUCUUUUAAUGGUACUUUUCUGUGGUUUUGGUUUCACUUAUUACAUGCUAUUACAAUAUGAAACUGUUUAUGCGACCCCAUUUGAAGCAUUGUUUCGCACAGCAUUGAGUCUAUUCGAUUUAGGAUAUGAAAGUCGACUUUAUAAUUCACCGACUGGUGUCAUGUAUUAUCCUGUCAUUUAUUUCGUUUUCAUCCUAACCGAAAUUAUUCUAACUAUUCUUAUUACAAAUAUGUUGAUUGGUUUGGCCGUGGGAGAAAUUCCAACACUGAAAAUACAGGCAACACUUCAACGGACUAAGAUGCUGUACGAACUCUUCUUUGAUUAUGAAAUUUUUCAUCUUCAAUUGAAAACAUUAGCACGAUGUCUUCUAUAUCUAUUCACAUGUCGUGCAUAUCAUCAACGUUCGAACUCAAGUAAUCAAUCACAUCGCAUCGGACUACCUUUCAGCCUGUGUGAAGUUCAUGUAAACGAUGAAAUCAACGAUGAUCAAUCAUUAGAUGCUGGAGGACCGGUAAAGAAUUAUUUCAAGGGGCUCCGAGAUACUAUUACAGAAGAUGAUAUUCAAAAAUUGAUCGUGGUUGAGAGAAAUUACAAAAAAUAUCAUAAAGAAAUACAUAAGGAAGAAGAUUAA
This is a messenger RNA of Adineta steineri, 682 nucleotides long. The record is from the annotation of a GenBank genome assembly. Lineage: Eukaryota; Metazoa; Rotifera; Eurotatoria; Adinetida; Adinetidae.